This is a messenger RNA of Mycena citricolor, 2787 nucleotides long. Lineage: Eukaryota; Fungi; Basidiomycota; Agaricomycetes; Agaricales; Mycenaceae. The record is from the annotation of a GenBank genome assembly.
AUGAAUGCAAUGGACGAAUUGGCAGCUUCUUAUACAUCUAAACCUCCCUGGCGUGUACUCACAACAUAUUCCGACCAAUCGAUACAAGUCGGAGAGACCUGGGCUGAAGAGCUGAAGAAGCUACCACUGGAAGAGCCUGUUUCCUCCAAACGACGUCUCGACAACAUUCUCUCGCACGUCAAGCGUGGCGGAUGGACUCUCGGAUCCUUCUUGGCUUACCUUUUUACUUAUCCGGAUCGUAAAGCUGGUGGGCGCUCAGCUCGCCAUGCACAGAUGGUGUCGGGUUUUCUACGCGGCGCUGCUUUUGAGGGAGCUACAGCGGACGAGGUUGUGGAGCUGAUGUACAGCAGCCGUGACGCUGCUCCCAGAGAGAUCCGGCAAAGUGCGACGCCAUCCAAAGACAAGAAGCGACCGGACGCGACAAAUAUGGCUCGCCACCGACUCUCGGAAUGGGCGAUCACAAAGGUGGAGGGUUUUGUGUCUACCGCUGCGCAGGAUCUCUCGGGAAAAGACAGUCCGUUCCGUCGUGUCUCAGAGGAAAUUGACUUGGAUUUCAUCGACAACUUCUCGCUGGCUACAACGAUCGCAAGUCUAGAAAGCGGCGGGGCAGUUAUUCUACGCCUGCUAGCAGCAACUGCCUUGGACAACAGGACUCGACGCUCCACAACGUACGCUGAGCACUUUUCAAGGGAGUCAGAAGCGGGAUCGGGGGAGAAUCGGCGUGACCCUUAUGUGAUCAUUGUUAUAGUGUUCCUGAUGUUGCUUUAUGCACGGAAUAUACGGUUUUCAUUCCUCAGGAAGAUGUUCGGCAUAUGGCUUUUUGCCAAUAAUGCGUCAGCCUCAAUCUUUGCUGUGCUCAGUCGGAUCGGCCUUUCAUCUUCGUACACAACGAUCUUGGACACACUGCGAUCACUCUCUCGCUCGACACAGAAGGCGAUACGGAUCAAGGCCCAACAACGCGCGUUUCUGCUCAUCUACGACAACAUCAAUCGCAUGCGGCGAGUGAUCGAUCCUGACCUGGGGCAGCAUGAUGUGAUGCAGAGUGGUGCGGCUUCAAUGCUGAUUGAGCUGGUGCCUUGCAAUGUCCAGACGGCGUUCGAUCCAGCCCCAUUGAGAGAAGCGCGAGAAGCCGGGUUACGAAGGCGGCUCACUACAGAUGUGCUCAUGAAUCGCCUCAACAUGGAGGAGCUGAACGCUCUAAUUGCCCUUCACUGCCUGACAUUUCUCAUUGCGGAAGCCCCUGUACUUCACGGCCACCAAGCGCAGAUCAAUCUCCGGUUCCGCACAUCCCAUGCGCAGCAUCGUAUGCCCGAUGAGCACGUCACGGUCAUGCAUCCGCUUGCUACCUCCAGCCACAAUGAAGGGACGACACAAGGCAACCGAGACGUGCUUGAUGACCUGAUUUUACGCCAGCUUGGGAUGGACAAAACCGAAGUUGACAGCCUUCUCGUUAUUGUGGGUGGCGAUCAAUCAACGGUGGAGAAGAUUCGCACUCUUCAACGGUUUCUUGAUGAUUGCCCGCAUGGCUACUCCCGAUAUGGAUGGGUCCUGCCACUGAUUCAGCUCUGGCACAUGGGUUGGGCGGAUUUGGAACGUAUUCUCUCGACGCAUUGGGGACAGACUUACACCAGUGCGGAAACUGGUGACAUGUCCUCAUAUUACUUUAUCAACACCAUCCUCAAGCGCAAAAUCAAGAACAUCAAGCGCCCCGACUAUUACCCAACACAAAAUUUCAUCUUCGACACGCUGAGAGCAGAAGUGAUUGACUGCUGGAAAGUUUUACUACGAACCGACAAUCUCUCAGCACACUUCGCUGUCGGAUCUUUCAACUUCGAAGAUCUCUUCAGGCUGUCACAACAACUAACACAUACAUAUUUCAGUGUCGAAUCGUCGGAAAAGGCCCGUUUUGGAUGGAAGGAGCACAGUUUUGAGGUUGGAGAUCGUUGGACCCCUCAAUCUGUCGGGAACCUGUCUGUGCUUGAUGAAACUGGUGACGCUGUACUUGCAAACACCAUUAUUCGAAUGCGCGACAGCAUGCUUCACUACGAGUUCCAGCAUGCGGUGUCAGACGGUGACAUUGGCCGAGCAAUGAAUGUGAUGGCGGUAUGGACAUUCACAUUCACUGGCAGCGGGAAAAACAAAUAUUCCAAUGAACUGCUCGAGAUUGCGUGCAACUUUGAAUACGAGUAUUCCCACGAUCUUCGGAAUGUCAUCUUGGACAAUUGGCUUUGCACCUUCACCCCUCAUCGUGGCGGCUACUUUCCAAUGGAUCAGCUACAAGAGCACAAUAUUCGCUUGCUGAAGAAAGCUGCGGAACGUGGUGAUGCUUCGUUCGGAGGAAGGUUCUAUCAGGAUGUUGUGUCGUACAACAUUCAGGCUUUUGGGAAAGCUAAUGACAUGAUGAAGAGCGCUCUAGGGCUAAGAAAGACAGGAGGGAAGCACAAGAGACAGAAGAAAGAAGCUGCAUUGAAGGAAUUGACACGCGCUAUGGCUGAAAGGCAGUUGCAUAAGUUUCGUCCUGGACGCGACUACGGUUACAAAACUCAAGACGAUUUUGAGGCUGGAUUUCUCAAAUUGGAGGGUGGCAAGGUGAGGGACUUCGUGCAGAGGACUAUGGCAGAAGCAACCGAUCUGCACGAAAACGAAGAUGACAGAGUGGACUGGGCACAGGAGAUGGAUUGUCGGGUUCCGUUGCCAAAUGUAGUCAUCAACGGUAUGCUACAUUGCACCGGAUAUGAUUCCUCAGACACAGAUUCCGAAUCAGAUUUGGAUAUUGUAAUGAAUUAG